Camelina sativa (false flax) is the source of this 1009-nucleotide messenger RNA. RefSeq lists its product as uncharacterized. The record is from RefSeq and is a predicted model, not a curated record. NCBI's taxonomy places the organism in Eukaryota, Viridiplantae, Streptophyta, Magnoliopsida, Brassicales, Brassicaceae. Gene Ontology annotation, biological process: plant-type cell wall organization. Gene Ontology annotation, molecular function: structural constituent of cell wall.
AUGGCCAAUUGUAGUAAUUGGCCAUCUCUUCUUAUGUUGGUCUUGGCCUUGUACGCCAUUGCUGCUCAUACAAGUGGCCAAUACACAUACUCUCCACCAUCCUCACCACCACACGUUUACAGUUCUCCACCACCAUCUCCUUCUUACGUAUAUAACUCUCCACCACCUGCUCCAUAUAUUUACAAGUCUCCACCACCCCUGCCUUACGUCUAUAGCUCCCCACCACCUCCUCCAUACGUUUACAAGUCCCCACCACUACCUCCUUACGUCUACAGCUCCCCACAUCCUCCUCCAUAUGUUUACAAGUCUCCACCACCACCUCCUUACGUCUAUAGCUCUCCACCACCUCCUCUAUACCUUUACAAGUCCCCACCACCACCUCCUUAUGUAUACAGCUCCCCACCACCACCUCCAUAUGUUUUCAAGUCUCCCCCUCCUCCUCCAUAUGUCUACAACUCUCCACCACCACCUCCCUAUGUUAACAAGUCUCCUCCCCCUCCUCCAUACGUGUACAGCUCUCCACCACCCCCUCCUUAUGUUUACAAAUCACCCCCUCCUCCUCCAUAUGUCUACACUUCUUCACCACCACUUCCAUAUGUUUACAAGUCACCACCACCUCCUCCUUACGUCUACAGUUCUCCUCCAUAUGUUCACAAGCCACCACCUCCUCCUCCUUACGUCUACAGCUCUCCUCCAUAUGUUUAUAAGCCACCACCACCUCCUUCUUACGUCUACAGCUCUCCUCCAUAUGUUUACAAGCCACCACCUCCUCCUUACACGUACAGCUCUCCUCCAUAUGUUUACACUUCACCGCCACCUCCAAGCUAUAGUUAUAGCUCUCCUCCUCCAAAAUACUAAAGAAACAUAUACAUGAUAUAUCCGUUUAUCAGCCAUCAUAUUCAUGGAAUUAAAUAUUUGCAUAAUAAAUUUUCAUAUAUGAAAUGUAUCUCUCUGGUUACAACCAAGUGCAUUUUUGUUGUUUGAUUGCUUCUUUUGAUGUUGUUUAAUU